CAAACGCGGCUGAUAAUGACAACACCACACACCAGCAAAAUUUCGCGGUUGCAAUGGUUGACCAUCUACGAAACAGGUGAUUAUGAUCAGAUAGGACAGAAAAGCUUUGGAAUAAGAAUCAAAAUGUCUUCUGCACAUAAUUUUGAAUACAUACCAGUUAUCAGAAAAAAUAAUAUUUACAUCAUUGUCGGACUGUUACUGGCUAGCAUUUCAACAACAGGGGCUACUCUAGCGCCAAGUUCUCAAGCAGGGUCCGUGACUGAUAUAAAGAAAUCUGCAGCAUCGUCAGAAGAAUCAGCUUUGAAUAAUGGUGGGCAUAGAGGACACAGUCACUAUAUUUAUCAACGCCAGUUUAAUGGUGAUGAUUGGCUGAAUAGCCUUAUUUGGAACCUCAUUGGCUACUCGACGAUUUUAGUGCCUGGUAUCUUCAUAAUUCGGAUGGCAAAAUACUCAAAUUUCAAUGAACGCAAUGGAAGGGGAUGUAUGUUCAAAGCAGUUCAAUUCUGUGUCUUUGGCUCUAGGGAAGAUGAAAAAACAAUAGAUGCUGGGGAUGUUGAAGCUGGCCAUGUACAAGACAGCAAAAAGCAGCCAGAAACAUUUGUCAGUGUUGGCAUGAAGCUACUAUUUUGUGCUAUUGGUCUUCAGGCUAUGUACCUAACAUGGGGUGUCCUACAGGAGAGAGUUAUGACAAAGAAAUAUGGCAAAGACAAAAAUGCGGAGCGAUUCAAACAGUCUGAGUUUCUUGUUUUUAUGAAUCGUGUCUCCGCUAUGGUGCUGUCUGGCUUUUGUUUAGCAAUGAAAAGACAAGGCAAGCAUGGAAUACCUUUCUAUUUGUACUCAUACUCAUCAUUAUCAAAUAUUUUGAGUAGCUGGUGCCAGUAUGAAGCACUGAAGUAUGUUAGCUUUCCUACACAAGUACUUGGAAAAGCAUCAAAGAUGAUCCCUGUGAUGUUAAUGGGAAAGCUUGUUUCACGGAAAUCAUACCAGUACUAUGAAUAUUUCAUUGCUGGGAUGAUAUCUGUUGGUGUUUCACUGUUCCUUUUGUCAGUAGCAUCUAGUAAACAAAACUCAGCUGAAACAAGUCUCUCAGGCCUUUGCUUGAUGCUUGGGUACAUGGUGUUUGACAGUUUCACAUCCAACUGGCAGUCAAAAAUUAUCACUACAUACAGUCUUACAUCCCUCCAAGUGAUGUUUGGAACCAAUUUAUUUUCAAGCCUGUUCACUGGUGUUUCACUGAUCCAAAAUGGUGGUAUGAUUACAUCAAUCUCGUUUAUCUACCAGCAUCCAGAUUUUGGUUAUCAUGCAAUGGUGAUAUCCCUUGCAUCAGCAGUCGGCCAACUCUUUAUUUUCUAUACAAUAGCCAGUUUUGGACCCUUGGCCUUUACUUGUAUAAUGGUCACAAGGCAAAUGUUUAGCAUGCUGCUAUCCUGUAUUAUUUACCACCACUACCUGGCACCACAGGCAGUUAUUGGUGUCCUUGUUGUAUUUCUAGCGCUGGUUUUGCAGAUUUAUGCAAAAUGGAGGGUAAAGAAAAUCAAACAGAGGAAUAACCCUACUAUUUCAUAACUAAAAUAUAUAUCAAACUUCUUAACAAAUAGUUUAUAUUUCUAGCAUUUAGUAGAAAUCAUAGAAGGGAAUAUUUUAUCUUUAAGAGACACGCAAAAGAAUUGAUAAUACAUCUCUAAAAAUUUGUAAUUGUGUUAAAAAUGUUUUAUUAUUUGUUAUUUUUAUACCUUUGAUAUAGAAAUGGUUUACUUCAAAUGUGUCUUUUUUAAUUGUGGUCCCUUAACAUUCAAGUGGCUUCAAGAUUUAGAAUGUGUCAACAGACCUAUAACAUCUGAAUUAUUAUUAUGUAAUGCUAUGAUUCAGCAUCUGCACUUCCACAAGGUAUUUAAAGCUCGAUCCAGAAGUUUAGGAGGAACAGUGCUCUCUCUUUGUGUUGUUAGAGUUAUUACACUAAAUUCUUUACAGAAUCUAAAAACUGUGCAAACAUUAAAUUUUAAAAUGAAAACAAGUUGUUCGCAGUUGUUUGUGCAUUUGAAAGGGAUCAUAAAUAAAAGAGGAAAAAAUGUCAGCAACAGAGCAGUUGAAGAAUAGAAGAUGGUUGUUUAAAGGGUUUCCCACACUCAUGGAUAGUAGAUGAUAUAAUCAAGGAGAUACUCCUGUGCCUUUCUUUGUCAAUGCUUAUUUUUGUCCAUGUUAAGAGUGGACCCUUAUUAUAAAACUUCAAUCUUUUCAAACUUCAAUCUGCUAGUUGCUAAUGCUUUCUUAGAGUAAGAAAUUUUGGGUGUAAUCUCAGACUUUUCGAAAUUGUUGCACCAUCUAAUGUUAACAUUUUGAUAAGUGUUUGAAAAGCAAGUAAAAAUAUUUCUCCUUCACCCUGAAGUUGACCUGUGCCUUAUUGAGAACUUGGUAAAAGUGGAAUCAUUUAUCUUUCAUUUAUCAUAUUGAUCAUUUAAUAAACUUUUGCAAAUGCAGCAAAUAAACAAAAUAAUUGAUUUUAAAUCACUUAUUUCAAUGACUACCCACCUUUAAAGGGAAUAUUUGGACAUUAAAUUAGGGAAUAUUUGGACAAUAGAACCUCAAAAUCAAUAUGUUUACCAUAUGUGCAGGGUUUGUUGUAAACAAGAGUUUUGCACAUGUCUAUUUUCAAAAUUGACAUCAUUUCCACUUCA
Molecule: messenger RNA, 2675 nt
Organism: Rhopilema esculentum
Lineage: Eukaryota; Metazoa; Cnidaria; Scyphozoa; Rhizostomeae; Rhizostomatidae
Product: adenosine 3'-phospho 5'-phosphosulfate transporter 1
Biological process (GO): 3'-phosphoadenosine 5'-phosphosulfate transport; transmembrane transport
Cellular component (GO): Golgi membrane; endoplasmic reticulum membrane
Molecular function (GO): 3'-phosphoadenosine 5'-phosphosulfate transmembrane transporter activity
Source: RefSeq, a predicted model, not a curated record